AUGAACAACUUUGGAGUCUACGAGCUCGCCAACACAAAGGUGACCUCCGCCCCGGGAUGGGCCUACGUCCCCGACACGGGUGUCAACCCGGCCACCGCGGCGCUCCAGCCCGCGAACCGCAAGCGCGCCGCCCGCAACAAGGCGAACCCCUCCGCCUCGGACCUCACUGUGCGCCAGGAGGCCAAGAUCCGUAAGGAGCUCGAGCAGCUCGACCGCGACGGCGGCCGCGACGCAUCAAUCCCCAUCCCGGCCAAGGGGUCUAGGGGCCAGAACAAGAGCACCCCCAACGUCCGCAAGAUCCUCCAGUCCCAAAAGACGUUCCACAACCAUGUUGACGACUACCUCGCCCAACUCUCCCACGCCGAGCACACCCCGACGCCGCACCCCAACCAGCACACCCCGCGGCCCGCCAACAAGCCGCCGCACCCGAAUCAGCACACUAAACGCAACGCCGCGAAGCGCUCCAAGACGUCGACCCCUAGGCCCGCGCCGCCAACCCCCGCCGAGCCCUCGGACGUUGAGAUGACCCCUGCGCCCCCUGCCGCCGGCGCCGGCGGAGGAGACAACACGCCCGCGGCGGCGAGCGGGGAGGACCCGACUGGCCCCGUGCUGGCCCCCUACAAAGGCCACGUCCCCGCGCCGCACCCGGGCGACGACGACCCGCUCCUCGCGUCGCGCGUGCCCGACAUGCCGACGGACGAGGAGCUGCGCUGGCUGCUGUCGCGCCCGAUGCUGAGUUUCUGGGACGCGCGCGCCGAGCCGGGCGACGAAGACGUCGCGCGGUAUCCCGUCCGGACGUUCUGCGAGGUGUGCGGGUACUGGGGCCGCGUCCGGUGUAUGAAGUGCGGGACGAGGGUGUGCGCGCUCGACUGCCUCGAGACGCACCGCGAGGAGUGUUUCACCCGGUACGGUAUGUAA
Molecule: messenger RNA, 918 nt
Organism: Colletotrichum higginsianum IMI 349063
Lineage: Eukaryota; Fungi; Ascomycota; Sordariomycetes; Glomerellales; Glomerellaceae
Product: HIT zinc finger
Exons: 2
Coding region: 1-918 (305 amino acids)
Biological process (GO): chromatin remodeling
Cellular component (GO): Swr1 complex
Molecular function (GO): nucleosome binding
Source: RefSeq, a predicted model, not a curated record